UUACAAAUGGCGAACGCCAUGGAGGAUGGUGAUGGUCUUGUUCCUGAAGAAAUCAAAGUUCCUAGUCAAGUGUUUGAUGUUGCUUUUCAUCCCCAAAGAAACGUGAUUGCAGUUGCCCAAAUUGAUGGACCUAUCACUAUACAUUCAUUCUCUACUCAGGAACAAAACAAGAUGUUGAUGGAACUAACUCACCAUAAAAAGGCCUGCAGAGCUGUGAGUUUUACAGAAGAUGGCAAGUAUUUGCUGUCAGUCUCAAAGGACAAGUCACUUCAAGCUGUUGAUAUGAACACUGGUUCUGUUGCUCUGACAAGAAAAAAAGCACAUGAAUCACCCAUCAAUUGUGUGAAGGUUAUUUCAGAAUAUUUAGUGGCAACUGGAGAUGAUAAUGGUGGAGUAAAGGUAUGGUACUGUGUUAAAUUUGGUGAUGGAUCAUUAUCAGUAUUUAAUGUGAGAAGGUUAAAGCUUGAAGAUAAAUCUGAUAAUAUGGAAACAGAACUUUUGUCUGUGACACUGGUUAAGGGUGGUCGUAAAGUUAUAUGUGGUACUGGUGAAGGGGCUUUAAACAUCUUUACCUGGGGAGAGUGGGGCGAUAUCAGCGAUCGAUUCCCGGGACACCCACAGUCAGUAGACGCUUGUGUUGCAAUUAGUGACAAUGUUGUGUGUACUGGAUCUAUGGACGGAAUCAUAAGAGCUAUUCACAUCCUUCCAAAUCGUCUUAUUGGCCCUGUGGGAGAACAUUCAGAUUUCCCAAUUGAAAGAAUACGGCUUUCACCUGAUGAAAACCUUUUAGCUAGCUGCUCACAUGACCAAACCGUCAAGUUUUGGGAUAUUGAACAUUUGCGAGAUACAACUAUUUCUCCAGGGUCAAAGAAGAGCGAAACCGUGAAAAGUGGGACAUCUUCAAACUUUUUCGCCGAUUUAUGAGUAUGUAUGUAGCACUUUACUACGUUCGUAGUCCAGCGUUGAAUACGUCACCAGCAGCCUUUACGAAGCCCAUAACCCCUGCCAAAAGAGCUUCUGGAGCUUGACACGCCGACAACGUUUUACUCAAUUUCCUGUUUUUCGUAUUGUCUAUUCAAACCCCCGAGUCAAUGUUGCCAGUCCAAUGGCAACCUUGUUCUCUGUAUCUAGUUACAAAAUGGAGGACGCUACGGUGAAGGCCCUGGAAAAGACUUUUAAGUCUUUUAGUUAAAACUAAUGCGCUUUGCAAUUGGCUAAUAAAGACGAAAUUCUCAGAUAAACCGCUUGCCAUUUYCUGUUUAUUUUUAAGCUAUGUUCGGGUAUCUCUCGUGGYUUGUUCGACCAGAUUCGUACAACUGUUAUUUGAUUCACCCUGUUUGCGUUCGGUUCAAAUACGAAGAGUUUGAGGCAAUAAUACUGUAUUUGAUCACUUGAYAAUCAGUCUUUUCCAGUGUCUACAGAGAGGGCACUGGGUACGAGUUCGUCAAAAACAAUAGURUUCUUCACGGCACCCUGCGCCAUCUUGAAAUGUAACCAUAUUUUUGCAUCGAAGCGAAACCAUGGGAGAGCUUAYAAUGUUAGAUAGCUGUGAAUAUCUAGAAUAUGAACAAAGGUUUCUAUYAUAGCACUCUCAUCAGUCGUCUCACUUCGAUGCACAGGCACGGUUAUAUAGCCAUUUCAAAAAAAGGUUGUCGGAUAAAAUGGAGAAUGUCAAUGGUCGAAUGGCGAUUGCACGACGGAAAGUGGACAUGGGUUUUGAUAGUUAUAGGCAAUAACAACUGAUUUAUUCUGUAAGAUGGUCUGUGGUAAACAUUGKCUCCAUUUAGUCUCCAUUUCUAUGUAAGGUGAAUCCAAUAAGUGAAAUUUUGUUUAUCAAAACAGUGUAACCAUAAUUCCUUUCGGCCGUGCAAUCUCCAUUCGACAAUCACCGUUCUCCCCGGCAACGUUUUUUGAAAUAGCUGUAUUUCACGAUUGGCCAGGGAACAAUGAAGGACGAAGAUAGGAGCAAACUUUCAUGGUGUCUGGUGGAGAUUUCAGCUCGUGUCUAGAGCACAAUGUAUAAUAUGUGACUAUACUGAUUUCUACUAAAUAUUGCUAGCAAUUGUUCAUUAAACAAAGUCUAAAAACUAAGAAAUUAUUAUGUAUA
This is a messenger RNA of Exaiptasia diaphana, 2107 nucleotides long. Its product is annotated as WD repeat-containing protein 55. The transcript has 8 exons. Gene Ontology annotation, molecular function: protein binding. The record is from RefSeq and is a predicted model, not a curated record. NCBI's taxonomy places the organism in Eukaryota, Metazoa, Cnidaria, Anthozoa, Actiniaria, Aiptasiidae. The coding region runs from base 7 to 924 and encodes 305 amino acids.